Gigantopelta aegis is the source of this 2932-nucleotide messenger RNA. RefSeq lists its product as uncharacterized. The coding region runs from base 190 to 2685 and encodes 831 amino acids. NCBI's taxonomy places the organism in Eukaryota, Metazoa, Mollusca, Gastropoda, Neomphalida, Peltospiridae. Gene Ontology annotation, biological process: protein ubiquitination; Notch signaling pathway. The record is from RefSeq and is a predicted model, not a curated record. The transcript is spliced from 5 exons. Gene Ontology annotation, molecular function: metal ion binding.
CGGAAAUUGUCAAUAUCAAAAUUGACAAGUGGACCGAUAGAUUUUCAUAUUUUAUUUUAAAUAAUGUGCAAUGGGUAAUCCGUUCAGCUGUACUGUAAGUUUCUUAUUUACGAUAGUAAUGAUACAUUGGGCCUGACAUUACAACAAACGAAAAUAACAGUCAAAGCCUUGAAAGCGUAAACUCAUGCCAUGGGGGUUAAUUUGAUAGGCGCGGCGGUAAAAAUAAUCCAGUGGAUAUUCUCCGUUAUGGGACAGCCCUUAUACUUCGCCUUUGACUUGGCGUUCAUAUGUGUGGAAUGGUGGCAGUCUGGCAAAGACAGUGGUGAUGAAUAUAACAAACCGACGUCUUGUCCUCGUGAUAAAGCCAAACACAAUUACAACAACCGUCAACACGGACACAGAGGAAACUCCAAAUUUCAGAGCCAGAAUCAGUCGACUUGGACCAACUCGACACAAUACGACCAUAAAUUACAAACACUAAUAUACUCUGGCAGAGACAGACGUCAUAUAAUGGAUUCAAAACGUUAUCCAGUGGACACAAGAAGUUAUCCAGUGGAUACAAGAAGUCAUCAAAAGGAUGACAGACGUGUAACUGUCACCAAACAAAGAGCCAACAGCAGCUCUCACAUGCAAGACUCCAUUCCAAUGUUGAGCUGCGAGGAUUAUGUUGCUAACAACGGGCUGAAUAUCACGUGCUACAUUGGUGACGUCACGAAGGCGAAAGCAGACGGAAUUGUGACCGGCGAGGACUGUAGAAUGAGACACGCUAGUGCCGUGACCAAGUCACUCUGCGAUCUGGCUCAGAUUGAGUACAGAGAAUUGGUAAAUCUUAUCAACAGAGGCGAUAGUCGAGAACUGAACUGUGGCGAGGUUUACUGCUUGGAUGUGAAGCACUACGACCUACAGCUACCUUUCAGAAUGGUUCUCCUGGCGAUCGUCCUUCAGUUUGACCAUGCGCCCGAUGUACAUGACUGGACAUCACAGAUGGUUGAACUCUACGGGAAUAUUUUACAAAAAGCAGAACGAAAUCGUAUAGAAUCACUCGCCAUUCCUUUACUGGGGUCCGGCAGAGCAGGAGCUCCAUUUGAUAUUGCUGUUGAAGCUGUGGUAGAUGCUGUGUCCUCGUACCAAGUGAGACGUCAUCUCAAACACGUACUACUCGUCAGUUUUGUCGAGGAUGUGCACAACGAAAUCAUAAACCAAUGGCGUGACUACUUUUCUCAAGAUACUACAAGAGUUGAAACACAAAACGUUUUAAAAGAAUUUGUGAAACAUCGAUCACAACCAACUGCUCAGAAGAAGUCUGAAGUAAAGAAAUACGGAAGUGCAGUGCUUGGACGCGAUGUCAAUGAUCUUCCUAGUGAGACCAGCCCUCCCAAAUUGCAGCGAGUACAUGAACAGACCGAUGAAAUCCAACUUCUACAGACACGUAAUUCAAAUACUGGUCAUGCGUCAAGUCUUUGGGAUUCUGAAACGUACUACAAAGGCAGAUCACCACACCAAGGAAAGCUGAAGCCUGGUGAGGGAAGAAGUAAUCCACAAAAUGACAUUACGGUGACUCUAAACGAAGAAUGGAGAGAGGUCAGGAUAGUGCAUCCAGCUCACCAAUUGGAUCCUGCAACAGAUGCUGCGUAUUACAAGAAGGGAUUAUACCCAUCUGUUGAAGAUCCUCAAUAUUCAGCCACUUCAGAGAAUGAUUCAAGUGCAUUUCGUGUGUCUGCGGGAAUAUUGGAGUCUUCCAGUUCAUUUGGUGGUGGAGCAGAUUCGGCCCAGCCAUGGCUACCUGGUGAUGAAAAGGAUUAUGGAAAACACCCUCAAUCUAUAGGAGAUCCUAGCUAUCCAGAAGCAUCAGAGAGUGAAGCCAAUGUAUCCUGGGUAUAUGAAGACACACCAGUUUUCUCCAUCAGAAAUCCAUCACCAAUGUCUUCUGAUGCAUCGGUUCGACAUUCCAAACAACAUGAUCAGAGAGGAAAUCUGCCUGGACCACAGGGUUCAGGUAAACGCAGACACUUCCAGUCACAUCAGGAAGAUGGACAAUCGGCAGAUGACACCAGGAUAUGGCAGCAAACCAAAGAGGAAGAGUCGUCUUCCGUUUCCAAGACAACUACACCCGAUACCUGUGCUAUCUGCAUGGACGAGAUCACCAACUCUAAACGUCUGAGUAAAUGCGGCCACACGUUCUGCACGGACUGUAUCGACAACUGUUUUAAUAACUUCAAGCCUGUCUGUCCCACCUGCAACAUGGUGUAUGGAAUCCUUACCGGGGACAUGCCUCCUGGAGAUAUGAAGGUCAGUUUUGACCCGGGCCUCAGAAUUCCUGGUUACGGCAGGGCUGGAGUCAUCAUCAUUGACUACUUGUUUCAAGAUGGAAUACAAACGGAAAAACAUCCAAAUCCAGGCAAGUCGUAUCACGGAGCCCGGCGCAGAGCCUUUCUUCCCGACACUGUUGAAGGGCAGACAGUUCUCCGGUUACUAAAAAUAGCCUUCGACCGGAGGCUGACGUUUACCAUUGGUCGAUCGACCACGACCGGAAGAGAGGACACCGUGACAUGGAAUGAUAUUCAUCACAAGACCAGUCUCGAUGGAGGACCAGUCAGGUUUGGCUAUCCAGAUGCAACCUAUUUUGCGCGUGUCAAGGAUGAACUGGCUAGCAAGGGCGUCACAGAACAAGAGGCGUGGAAAUAACAUUAAUCAUUUUAUAUUUCAAUGUAAUCUGGUGGAGUUGAGGGUAGGGGUAAACAAGUGAGACUACGGUUGUGUUCAAACAGAUAGGAAAAUGUUCACUAGACUGCUUUAAAGGGGGUAUCAACUCAAAUAUGAGCCUGAUGUGUUGGAAAGAUGCAUACUCGGACGACUAACACAUACUGACACUUUAACAAAUGAAAAAUGCAUAAUUUUAGAGUUAAUAAAAAAAACGUGAUUAUUCCUGCUA